Molecule: messenger RNA, 575 nt
Organism: Gasterosteus aculeatus aculeatus (three-spined stickleback)
Lineage: Eukaryota; Metazoa; Chordata; Actinopteri; Perciformes; Gasterosteidae
Product: hemoglobin subunit beta
Biological process (GO): hydrogen peroxide catabolic process; oxygen transport
Cellular component (GO): hemoglobin complex; blood microparticle; haptoglobin-hemoglobin complex
Molecular function (GO): oxygen binding; heme binding; organic acid binding
Source: RefSeq, a predicted model, not a curated record
UCUGAGAGCAGAAUCAUCUGAGAAGCACAGAAGACUCGGCACUAUGGUUGCAUGGACAGAAUUCGAGCGCGCCACCAUCAAGGACAUCUUCUCCAAGAUCGACUACGAUGUCGUAGGUCCUGCAGCUCUGUGCAGGUGUCUGGUCGUCUACCCCUGGACUCAGAGGUAUUUCGGUAACUUUGGAAACCUCUACAACGCCGCAGCAAUUAUGGGAAAUCCGCUGGUUGCAAAACACGGAACAACUAUCCUCAACGGACUGGAGCGGGCUGUGAAGGACAUGGACAACAUCAAGACAACCUACGCCGAGCUGAGCGUGCUGCACUCCGAGAAACUGCACGUGGACCCCGACAACUUCAAGCUCCUCUCCGACUGCCUGACCAUCGUGGUUGCUGCUCAGUUCGGUAAAGCCUUCACUGCAGAAGUCCAGGCAGCUUUCCAGAAGUUCCUGGCCGUGGUGGUGUCCUCCCUGGGAAGACAGUACCACUAGAGAGCUGCAACAGAGAACCCUUGCAUGCCGAUCAUGAAAAGCUUUGUUUCUUUGUCUCAAAAUAAAAUGAAAACAAUACGCAAAUUGA